Penicillium brevicompactum is the source of this 672-nucleotide messenger RNA. RefSeq lists its product as uncharacterized. The record is from RefSeq and is a predicted model, not a curated record. Lineage: Eukaryota; Fungi; Ascomycota; Eurotiomycetes; Eurotiales; Aspergillaceae. The transcript has 2 exons. Bases 1 to 672 code for a protein of 223 amino acids.
AUGUCAUCAAAUGCCAGUCGUGGAUUAUCGCAUGGAGGUGUUCUCCAUGAAUAUGCUCCUAGGCUUGUCGCCUUUGAAUUCACCCCGCCAGCAGAGGGAAUCAACAAAAUCAGCAGUUUGAUUUUCGUCGGGGGACUGACAGAUGGAUUCUGCACAGUCCCUUAUGUCUCAAAGCUAGCCCAAGCUCUAGAGAACACAGAGUGGUCAGUCUUUUCCGUCCUGCUCUCCUCGUCCUACGGCGGGUGGGGCGUCGGAAGCCUCGAUCGCGAUGUAGAAGAGCUUGGCCAGUGUGUACGAUUCAUCCGUGAUCUCAAGGCCUCACGCCAGCCUGGCGCACCAACCAAAGGCGGAAAGAUCGCCAUCAUGGGCCAUUCAACUGGCAGCCAGGACGUGCUUCAUUACCUUUACUCGCCGAAUCCCGUGCCGGAGAAGAAGUUCGAUCUUGGCCUGCAACAUAUAGUCCGCCCGGAGCUUGAUGGUGCUAUUCUGCAAGCACCUGCUUCGGACAGAGAAGGAUUACAGGCCAUCAUCGACUCUUCUGACCAGCCCGACGAGAUCAGAAAGGUCUACAAUGAGCUUGUGGACUUUUCCAAGAAGCAACCACACACGGGAGAUAAUAACGACACUAUCCUUCCCAUGAAUUUGACUGCCAAGCUAUCUUACCCCCCCUGA